This is a messenger RNA of Microcebus murinus (gray mouse lemur), 1004 nucleotides long. It is a transcript of the gene DRAP1, whose product is annotated as DR1 associated protein 1. Gene Ontology annotation, cellular component: nucleus; negative cofactor 2 complex. Gene Ontology annotation, biological process: transcription by RNA polymerase II. NCBI's taxonomy places the organism in Eukaryota, Metazoa, Chordata, Mammalia, Primates, Cheirogaleidae. The record is from RefSeq and is a predicted model, not a curated record. Gene Ontology annotation, molecular function: core promoter sequence-specific DNA binding; protein heterodimerization activity; RNA polymerase II general transcription initiation factor activity.
UAACGUUCGCUCUCUUGGCCUUGGGGGCGGGCGGGAGAGGCGGUCUCGUUGGGGACAAACGCGCACCGCGGGGAGGCUCCAAGGAGGGGAGGGCACUUGGGCCUUGCUAGUGUCGUCUUAACCGGUGGCGCUAGGACCCGUAGGGAGCGGCGGGGGCGGAGCGGUCGGCACCAGGACCCGGGGGAACUGCGGCGGGCGGGCAGCGAGUAGGCCCGGGGGCCGGGAGGCUGCGGGCGGCGGCGCUGGGCCCGGCGCGGCGAGAGAGGCCCCAGGAUGCCGAGCAAGAAGAAAAAGUACAACGCGCGGUUCCCGCCGGCGCGGAUCAAGAAGAUCAUGCAGACGGACGAAGAGAUUGGAAAGGUGGCGGCGGCUGUGCCUGUCAUCAUCUCCCGGGCGCUCGAGCUUUUCCUGGAGUCGCUGUUGAAGAAGGCCUGCCAGGUGACCCAGUCCCGAAACGCCAAGACUAUGACUACAUCCCACCUGAAGCAGUGCAUUGAACUGGAGCAGCAGUUUGACUUCUUAAAGGACCUUGUGGCAUCUGUGCCUGACAUGCAGGGGGAUGGAGAAGACAACCACAUGGAUGGGGACAAGGGUGCCCGCAGGGGCCGGAAGCCAGGCAGCAGCAACCGGAAGAAUGGUGGAAUGGGAAGCAAAGGGAAGGACAAGAAGCUGUCGGGGACAGACUCGGAGCAGGAGGAUGAUUCUGAGGAUACAGAUACUGACGGGGAAGAGGAGACACCACAGCCCCCACCCCAGGCCAGCCACCCCCCUGCCCACUUUCAGAGCCCUCCAACACCCUUCCUGCCCUUCGCCUCCACUCUGCCUUUGCCCCCGGCACCCCCAGGCCCCUCGGCACGUGACGCAGAGGACGAAGAAGAUUAUGACUCCUAGCACCCUCUGCCCCCCAGGCCGUACCCCCUUUUAGUUGGUUUUAGUUGUUCUGGGGGGAGGAGAGAAGAUAAAAUUGAUCUUAAAUUUAUUAAUAAAACAGUAAUAAAAGAGUA